Molecule: messenger RNA, 8350 nt
Organism: Nasonia vitripennis (jewel wasp)
Lineage: Eukaryota; Metazoa; Arthropoda; Insecta; Hymenoptera; Pteromalidae
Gene: salm
Product: homeotic protein spalt-major
Exons: 8
Coding region: 1474-7221 (1915 amino acids)
Biological process (GO): regulation of transcription by RNA polymerase II
Cellular component (GO): nucleus
Molecular function (GO): DNA-binding transcription factor activity, RNA polymerase II-specific; RNA polymerase II cis-regulatory region sequence-specific DNA binding
Source: RefSeq, a predicted model, not a curated record
CCGUCGAGUCUCGCUCUCUCCUCUCGCGGAUUAUUUCGCGAUACAGGCGCACACACGCAGCGGCGGCUCGGCGUGCACGGGUGUGCGUGAGCGAAGAAAGAAGGAGCGACGGAGAGGGAGACAGGCGGCGAGCGGAGCGAGGGAGCGAGACGGCGGUGUGUGCACGUGUGUGCGCGCGCGCGCGCGCGCUGUCUGUCCCUCGGGCAGCGGCAGCAGCAGCAGGCCAGCCUCGGCGAGGAGCGAGAACACGAGCGCACUAUAGUCGUCCGGCGGACGCGGAUGCACGCUCAUCGGCAACUACUAUACAGCCCGCGCCGUACUACACACGUACACUUGCGCGUAAUACGUGGGACGCCCCCUACGCCUCUCUCGCUCUCUCUCUCUCUCUCUCUCUCUCUCUCUCUCUCUCUCUCUCCGUACACGCGCGCAUCCGGGUAUACACGUAUACGUGUGACGGGCACAUGACGAGCGAUAACGGCCGCAGUGGUAACAGACGGAGAAGAGCGAGCGAAGUAGUAGCGGUGAGCAGCAGCUCGUCAUCAUCGUCCUCGCGAGAUCUCUGCAUCCCUCCUUCUCUCUCGACGUCGGCCGUCGGCUGCUACAGCAGCAGCAGCUCUCUGCCCCUCUCUCUUCUGCUGCGCGCGGCGGCACAGUGUUAGUGGCAGCGGCAGCAGCACCGUACAGCACGGGAGAGCGACAGUCACUCGCUGGCGGCUAUGAUUGAUCGUCCUACGAUAGCCGCCCGGUGGAUUAUUCGCAGUGCCGGCGGCUCUCGCUGAUCAGGAAACCUGCUACCGGUGCACGCGCCUACUACUACGCGGUGUGCUCUCGCGACACAGGAUAGUACAGUGAACAAAUUGUGAUACUCGAUUGUUGGUGACAAUUCGGAUGAUCAGUGCAAAGUGUUGUUGUUGUUGUUGUUGUUGUUUGUUGUUCUCGCCGUCGCCGUUGACAAUGCAUCGGGAGCCGCGAGAAGCGGAGCAACAACGACGUCCGGAGUCUCGGCGCCCAUGACUGGCCGGAGGAAGGCUGGCAAAGUAGCGGCAUCAGCAGGGACGACACCGGUGGGCAUGGAACCAUCGUGGAGGUGGAAGAAGUGGAUCCCGAGCAGGGAGUCGACGACGACCGCGAGGAUCCCUGACGGUGCGAGGACCACUGUGCUCCAGUGAUCGGCCCCGUAGCUCAACUCACGCCUACGAGCUUCGGAAUACGCAUAACGAGUGAAUAAGAGGGACGGACUGAAUGUCUCGGCGCACAGGUCCGAGGAGGUCCUUCGAACCUAACUGUUUCCGUAGUGACUCAAAGAUUCGUGCGCUUUUCACGCGACGAGUGAGGAAGUGAGGCUUCCACAGCCCGCAUACCUGCUGUGCAGGCGUAUAACGGAGCCGACGGCGCGCGCGCUCCGAAGCAGGCGCGGCGGCAGCAGCAGAAACAGCAGAAGAAGACGAGAGGCCUGCAGUAGGCGAGAGGGAGAUGUCACGGCGCAAGCAGGCUCGACCCAGCCGUGCUAACCUCGAGGACGAGCUUGUCCAGGGAGCCUUGCGGAUCAACGCGCAGUUGGUGCAGGGGAGCCUUGCGCUCGAUGCCCGGGAAGACAAUGACUCAGCGGCGUCGGACGGUGAGGAGAGCGCCGGAGGCGGCCCGGUCGGCGACGAGGCGGUUGACCUCAGCUCGGCGCGCUCCCACCACGGGGACGAGGAUCUGGACGAGCGCGGCGAGCCCGAAGAGCCCGCCGUGCCGAUCGAGCUCCCCGACGACGAGGACGUCGACGAGCAGGAUGAGCCCGAGGACUUCGACGAGGCCCAGCCCCAGGGCCAGCGCGUCAAGAAGCUCCGCCAGGAGCUCGCGCCCGGCAACGAGGACGACGAGGAGGGCUCGCGCAAGCGCAUGCGCCUCUGCCAGGACGCCGAGAACAACAACAGCUUCGUCGAGGGCGGCCCGGCCACGGGCGUCUUCCCGCCCGCGGGCACUAGUCACGUCACCCUCGAGGCCCUCCAGAACACCAAGGUCGCCGUGGCCCAGUUCGCCGCGACGGCUCUGGCCGGCGGCGCCGACAGCGAAGCGGCCCUCCAGGAGCUGGCCGUCCUCCAAAACACCCUCUACACUCUGCAGCACCAGCAGGUCUUCCAGCUCCAGCUGAUCAGCCAGCUGCAGCAGCAGCUCUCGAUAACGGCCCAGCAGGCACCGGCCCUCGCCGCUGGCCAGGAGGCGGCGGGCAGCGGCACCCCCGGGCCCGACAGCAAGGAGGCCUCGCCCUCGCCGGCUGCCAGCGCGACGAGCACCUGCACCGGCACGGCGACGGCCCUCAUCCACCCGAAGCCCCUAUCGUCGCUCACGUCCCCGGCGCACUCGCGGCCCCCGAGCCACCACCAGUUCCAGCAGCAGCAGCAGCAGCAGCCCUCGCCCUCGUCGACGCCAGUGGCCCUGUCGGGGCAGCAGCUCGAUCGGCCCGCGCCCUCGGGCAGCUCCUCGCCCCUCGGCUGCGUGGCCCCGGCGCUGGCCAGGAGCUCGAGCAGUCCGCUGAACAGCGGUGGCGGCGUCGGCGCGCCCGGGGCCACGCCCUCGCACCAGGUGCCCGCGCUAUGCUCCAUCAGCUCGUCGCUCGCCUCGUCGAUCAUCACGAACAACGAUCCGCUGCCGCUGCACGAACCCAACACCCUGGAGAUGCUGCAGAAGCGCGCCCAGGAGGUGCUGGACAACGCGAGCCAGGGCUUGCUGGCCAACAACCUUGCGGACGAGCUGGCCUUCCGCGGGGGCGCCGGAGGCAAGGGCUCACGGCUCUCGCCGUACGACGGCAAGUCCGGCGGCGGCCGCAGCGAACCCUUCUUCAAGCACCGCUGCCGCUACUGCGGCAAGGUGUUCGGCAGCGACUCGGCCCUGCAGAUCCACAUAAGAUCGCACACAGGUGAGCGUCCCUUCAAGUGCAACGUCUGCGGCAGUCGCUUCACCACCAAGGGCAACCUCAAGGUCCACUUCCAGAGGCACCGCGACAAAUUUCCCCACGUUAAGAUGAAUCCCAAUCCCGUGCCCGAGCACCUCGACAAGUACCACCCGCCCCUGCUCCAGCAGCUGGCCGCCUGUGGCCAGCGUCCCCUCGGCUCCCCGCCCCCACCCCCGCCGCCCAUGCCCCCGCACAGCUCCUCGUCCGCCUCCUCGGGGGCCUUGGCCAGUCCCGGCGCGCCCCAGCAGCCCCCGCCGCCGCCGCCCUUCCACGCCGCGGCCUUCCUGCCCCCGCAGCCACCGCUGCCUCUCGGCCUGGCGCUGCCCGGCAUGCCCGGGGCGCUCUACCGGUCGCCCCUGCUCAAUUCCGCGGCAGCGGCGGCCGCAGCAGCAGCCGCAGCCGCGGCCGCGGCCUCGCACCGCGACCUCGCCUCCGCCGACCAGGACGGCCCGGCCGACCUUAGCAAGCCGCUCGGCACCCCGACCGCGCGCUCGCCGGCACACUCGCCCAACUCGCAUCAUUCCUUCAACGAGCACUGCCAGAAGCAGCAGCAGCUGAUGCUGCAGGAGCAGCGCGACGAGCUCGUGAAGCAGGAGCAGCGCGAGCAGUCCUCGCCCGCGCGGGACCUCAGCGGCCAUCAGCAGGAGCAGCAGCGCCAGCAGCGCCAGGGCUCGGAGCCCGCCGAGGGCAUCACGCCGAAGAACGAGCCCGAGGACGCGGAGGAGAUGAACGAGGAGGAGGCCGAGGAGUACGAGCGCGGCUACCACAUGAACGCCUCGCCGGGCGGCGCCGGCCAGCUGCAGCCCAGCCAGCUGAUGCAGCAGCAGAUGUACGAGGACUGCAGCAUGGACAGCAAGCGCAGCGGCAGCCGGCUCGACGGCGAGCCCGGCGACAUGGAGCCCGAGGACGACAUGGACGAGCAGCCGGAGAACCUGUCGCACCGCGCCAACCCGGCCUCCAUGCUCCAGCAGUCGAUGCAGGUCUACCCGGGCGCCUCGCCGGCCAGCAGCAGCGCGAGCAGCGGCAGCCUGCAGACCUCCUUCGCGAACAUUCUCUUCCCGGGUCUGGGGCCUCAUCCGCAACUCGCGCCUCACCAUCCCGCCAACGCCGCCGCCGCCGCCGCCUCCUCGCAGCCCGGUAACCAGAAUCCAUCCUCCGCAGGCGCCCAACAGCAGCAGCAGCAGCAGGCCGCCGAGAUGAUAGACCCGGCCCGCGACCCGGCCAUCUACUCGAGCCUCCUGCCCAGGCCCGGCAGCAACGACAACUCCUGGGAGAGCCUCAUCGAGAUCACCAAGACCUCCGAGACCUCCAAGCUGCAGCAGCUCGUCGACAACAUCGAGCACAAGCUCACCGACCCGAACCAGUGCAUCAUCUGCCAGCGGGUGCUCUCCUGCAAGAGCGCCCUGCAGAUGCACUACCGCACGCACACCGGCGAGCGGCCCUUCAAGUGCAAGAUCUGCGGCCGCGCCUUCACCACCAAGGGCAACCUCAAGACUCACAUGGGCGUGCACAGGGCGAAGCCGCCGCUCCGGCUGCUCCACCAGUGCACAGUCUGCCACAAGAAGUUCGCCAACAGCUUCGUGCUGCAGCAGCACGUCAACCUGCACACCAACGACCCGACCGAGCUCACGCCCGAGCAGAUCCGCGCGGCCGAAGUGCACGAUUUCGCGCCCGGCUACCCGCACCACCCGCUCGCGGCGUUCCUGCCCCAGGGCUUCCCGCCCCUGCACCCGGCGGGCUUCCCUCUGGGCUUUCCUCCCACGGCCAGGCAGCACGCCCUCGAGAGGCAGGCCGCUCUCGACAACGACGCCGACUCCAAGGACUCGCUGCAGCUCCAGCAGCAGCAGCACCACCACCACCACCAGCUGCAGCUCCAGCAGCUCCACCACCAGCGCUACCUGGAGGAGCACGCCGGGGGCGCCGGCGCCGACGACAUGGACGACGCCGAGGACGAAGAGGAGGACCGCCGGGAGGACGACGAGAGGUGCGACGACGCCCGCGAGAGGCGGAGCAGCCUCGACGGCGACGAGGACAAGGACCAGCAGGAGCUCGAGCAGGAGCAGGAGCACAAGGACGGCUCGCCGCACAUGCCCUCCUUCUCCACGUCCCUGGCGGCGCUCGAGAGCCAGGUGCGCACCAUCACGACCAUGGCCUCGGGCGGUAUGGGCAUGAGCCAGCCCCCGCCGGUCAAGUCGCCCUCCGCGUCGCUGCACCGGUACAACGGCAGCGAGAAGAGCAGCAGCCCGCCCAGCGGCCCGGCGGCCUCGGCGCCGCUCGACCUGACGCCCCGGGCCUCCUCGACGCCGGCCUCGGUCAGCUCGGCCCCGAUCUCGCCGCCCGGCAGCGGCGGCAACCCACAGACGCACCACCCGCCCCACCCGUUCGGCAUGUUCGCGGGACUGCUGCAGGCCGUCUCGACCUCGCCCACGGCCAGCCUCAACAGCGGCGUGGCCGGAGCCCCCGGUGCCAGCGCGGUCAGCCCAGGACCCGGGAUGGGGCCGCUCGCCUCGCUGACGACUUCCGCCGUCAGGGCCGCGACCUCGACCUACAAUCCGCUCGGUCUGGCGGUCGGCGGCUCGGCAGUGCGCGGCAACACCACAUGCAACAUCUGCUACAAAACGUUCGCGUGUAACUCGGCGCUGGAGAUUCAUUACCGGAGCCACACGAAGGAGCGACCUUUCAAGUGCACUAUCUGCGACCGGGGCUUCUCCACGAAGAGGAGCGACGGAACGAUGGCGCCAGUCGAAAAGUGCAAUUGCGCGGAGCGCGCGAGGCGCAGCGCCCGCGAGAAGGCGCGCAGGAGACGGAGGGCCGAGGAGCGCCGUUUGAGCGGCCGAGGGCGGACCGGCGGCGGCGGCGUAGCAGCAGCAGCUGCGGGCGGAGGGCCGACGCCGUCCUCCUACGCAGCCGCGCUCUACGGGCAGGACUCUAUGCGUCUGCCACCGCCGCCGCUGCCGCCGAUGCCAUCCGCCCUCGGACUGCUGGCUUCCGACCCCGUCUUCCUGGGCAACAUGAAGCAGCACAUGCUGACGCACAAGAUCCGCGACAUGCCGCAUCACCUCUUCGGCGAAGCGAAACCGCCCGGUAGUCAGCAGCAGCAGCAGCAACAGUCGCAGCAACAGUCGCAGCAACAUUCUCCGGUGCCUCCCCCGCCGACGCAGCAGCAGCAGCUCCUGCCGACCAGCCAGGCGAGUCUCCACGAACACCUGCAGCAGCAGCAGCAGCAGCGCGACAGAUCGAGAAGCCCGGUGUCUGCGGACGAGUCGAAUUUGGCGCCGCCGCCACCGCCGCCGCCCCCGAUGCCACCGGUCUCGCAGCCGCAGCAGCAGUCCAUACCGCCUCCUUCGUCCUUGGACGGCGGCAUGGCCUCCAUCAAGAAGACAGGCCUGCCGGACAACGACCUGCCCGCGCCCAAGAGGCCGCCCAGCAUGCCCAGCAAGCACUUGUGCCAGGUUUGCAAUAAGAAUUUCUCCUCGUCCUCGGCGCUCCAGAUCCACAUGAGAACACACACCGGCGACAAGCCCUUCCAGUGCACCGUCUGCCAGAAGGCCUUCACCACCAAGGGCAAUCUCAAGGUACACAUGGGAACUCACAUGUGGACCAACGGGGCGUCGCGUCGCGGACGACGAAUGUCAUUGGACAUACCCUCGCUUCCAAUCUCGCCCAAGGACUCGGAGUUCCUGCAGCGCAGGCCGGAUCUCUUCUAUCCGUACCUACCCGCGCCCUUCCUUAACGGAGUGCCGCAAAAGCUGAACGAGAUCUCGGUGAUCCAGGGCAGCAACGGUUUGCCUCUGCCUAGCCACCCGGUCGGGGCCAACAAGUACGCCGGUCUCUUCGGUUCGGUCUACGCGGCAGCGGCCGCCAGCGGGGCCGGCUUCCCGGGUGCCAACCACCACCACUACGGCGCCGACAAGCAGCAGGCUCUCACUCCACCCAUGAGCAACGGGCCCCUCGACAUGAUGGGGCCCAAGUCCGCGGGUUCGCUGCUCUUCCAGCCAGGGCCGCGCACCACAACGCCGCCCUCGCCGGCCCACUCGCCCGGAACACCGUCCUCCAACACGGGCAGCCAACAUUCGGCGAGCCUGCCCUGGAGCAGUGCGGCCGAGGCCGCCAUACGCCAGCACCAUUACGAGAGGGAGGCGGCUGUUGUCGCCGCAGCGGCAGCGGCGGCUGCGGCCGCUGCUGCUCAACGACCCGAGAGCGAAAGCUCGCCACCCGCACAGGCGCCCUCGAGACUACCGCCACCCACCGCACCUCGAGGGGAGGGACUGGCCGCCUAGAGUGCAGAAUAGUGACCUUAGAUUGUUUUCUAUUUUUUACGACGAGUAGGUGUUAGGAGCCAAGAGGAUUUUGGUUGUUUGUUUGGAGUUCGUAAAGGGAGAGCGCUUGUUUUAGAGGCUAUGUUGCUUGCAAAAGUUGAUUAUCAUUGUAAUUUUUUUAUCUUUGUUCGAUGUGAAAUUGUAAGUUGUGGUGAGAUCGCCGCGUUGAUUGUCGACGAUCGGAUUUCUCAUGGACUGAAUAGCGCAUUUGUUGCCGUUGGAACUUUCGGUUAACGUAAGGCGUUUAACGUAAGUUAUGUAGUGUGAGUGAAACUCGAGCGAUUCCACGCAUUUUUCCGUGUAUACUUGGAACUUUUCGAUUGCCAGCCGUUCCACAUACACUUCCCCACCCAGUCUUCCCCAACUGCGAGAUUGACUGCGAAAUGAGGUGCGAAUUUGUUGGAAGUCUAUAAUUAAGGUCUAUAUUUUUUGUUCUUUCGGUAGUCGAACUUAUUUUUCAAUCAAAGUUUUGUGAUUGUGCACGUACUAGAUUUUAUAUUGCAAGUCUUUGAUAGUGGCUGAGUUUAAGAACAAAAUAUAUGCGACCUGUGUCAACAAAUCCACACUCUCCACUCGAAAGCAAGUAGAACAGCCUCGGAUCACAUAGACUGAACGACCGAGCGCCUGCGACGCAACAUAUCUCUCUCGUACAGUUUCUACGCCACAAUGAAAAAGCACUGGCAGACGAAGACACCAUGUUCCUAUUAUCACACUAGUCUUAACAAUGUAUAAAAUAAAAUACUGCAGACGCGGAACUCUCGCCAAUUGAUAAUGGUCAGCGAUUUAUCCGGGUUUGCGUUAGGCUAAUCAUAGACCCGGAAAACUCGAGUCGUCGACUAUCGAGCCUCCUUUAGAUAUUUUUCUCCUCUGUCACCAUGCAGCGUCAAAAGUAUCAAAGUACUUCGGCCAUGUAAAGCAUUCCGAUUUCGUCACAGUUCAAAUACUUUUUUCGUAACGCGAUUUUUGUUUAACAGUCACAUUUUGAAGUACAUACAUUUUCUUCAUCGUGCUUUGAUGCUUUUAUUUAUGAUCUGACAUUGGAAAAAGUUAGGAAUUGAAUUUGUUAUUAAAUAUAAAUGAUUUCCAUCUA